AUGAAAAUCAUUAAGAAACUUAACUUGGCUCUAGUUAUUGCGGUUGUGGUAUUUAUCACUUUCGCUUCUUCUUUGCCUAAUUUGAAAAGAGAUGAUUACUCAAGAGAAUUUAAAGAAGGAACAUCUUUGACCAAAAGACAGGACCAGUGUCCAGCCGGUUAUUCUCUGUGUAAAUACGGGGGUUGUUGUUACGGUACUUCGGUUUGCUAUCCUUCUAACGUUCCUGGAGUUAAAUACGUAUGCGACAAUAAUUGUGGUUAUAAUCCUGUAAGUUGCGGUGAUGGUACUUGCUGUCGUAACGGAGAAAGAUGCACCAGUGAUGGAUAUUGUGAACUUUAA
Funneliformis mosseae is the source of this 339-nucleotide messenger RNA. Lineage: Eukaryota; Fungi; Glomeromycota; Glomeromycetes; Glomerales; Glomeraceae. The record is from the annotation of a GenBank genome assembly.